Molecule: messenger RNA, 1271 nt
Organism: Echinops telfairi (small Madagascar hedgehog)
Lineage: Eukaryota; Metazoa; Chordata; Mammalia; Afrosoricida; Tenrecidae
Gene: IMPA2
Product: inositol monophosphatase 2
Exons: 8
Coding region: 1-870 (289 amino acids)
Biological process (GO): inositol metabolic process; signal transduction; phosphatidylinositol phosphate biosynthetic process
Molecular function (GO): inositol monophosphate 1-phosphatase activity
Source: RefSeq, a predicted model, not a curated record
AUGAAGCCGUGCGGAAAAGAUGAGGCGGCGCCGGCCGCGGGCGACCCCUGGAAGGAGUGUUUCGAAGUGGCUGUGCAGCUGGCACUCAGGGCAGGACAGAUCAUCAAGAAGGCCCUGACCGAGGACAAAGAUGUCUCCACGAAAACAUCCGCUGCAGACCUUGUGACCGACACGGAUCACCUGGUGGAAAAUCUAAUUAUUUCUGAGCUGCGCACCCAGUUUCCUUCGCACAGGUUCAUUGCAGAAGAAUCUGCUGCUUCUGGCUCAAAGUGUGUGCUUACUGCCCACCCCACCUGGAUCAUUGACCCCAUCGAUGGGACCUGCAAUUUUGUGCACAGAUUCCCAACCGUGGCUGUCAGCAUCGGGUUUGCUGUGAACCAAGAGCUGGAAUUUGGAGUGAUCUACCACUGCACUGAGGAGCGGCUCUACACAGGCCAGCGUGGUCGGGGCGCUUUCUGUAAUGGCCAGCGGCUCUGGGCCUCCAGAGAGACAGAUCUCUCAAAGGCCUUAGUUUUAACAGAAAUUGGUCCCAAACGUGACCCUGCCACUCUGAAACUGUUCCUGAGUAACAUGGAGAGGCUACUCCACGCCAAAGCUCAUGGGGUCCGUGUGAUCGGGAGCUCUACUUUGGCCCUCUGCCACCUGGCUGCAGGUGCUGCAGAUGCCUACUACCAGUUUGGCUUGCACUGCUGGGACCUGGCUGCUGCCACAGUUAUCAUCCGAGAAGCCGGUGGGAUUGUGAUUGAUACAUCCGGUGGGCCUCUUGAUCUCAUGUCUUGCAGAGUGGUCGCUGCGGGCACCCGUGAAAUGGCCGUGCUCCUAGCUCAGUCCCUGCAGACUAUUCACUGUGGGAGGGACGAUGAGGAGUGACAAGGAGCCGACGACACAAAGAAAUGCCGAAACAAGGACGGGCCACCCUCUUGGACUCACGACGGACCCCGUCCUUGAACUGCUUGCUCUUGGUGUCAGAUAUUCGGCAUGUACUGCAUCGCCCCAAAGGGAGAUGUGCUGCGGCAUGUGGCCGUCUUUUUAAAUCCAUGGAUUUGGUGUAUGCCUGGUUUUUCUCUGUAAUCUCACUUAAACCUUUUCAGGUUGGUACAGGUUCUUCUGUGGGAGCCCAAACCUAGCUCUCGUAUGGCAUCCUAUUUAUGAUUCUGUCUUGAUUUUUUUCCGUGUAAAUCUCAGGUAAUAAAGCAUUAGCACUGCUAAUAAAGUGGUUUCGUUCUCAGGCUCACCCCCAUUGUCCUUAAGAACACAAUAAAUCAAUGUCA